Molecule: messenger RNA, 1335 nt
Organism: Gymnogyps californianus (California condor)
Lineage: Eukaryota; Metazoa; Chordata; Aves; Accipitriformes; Cathartidae
Gene: PPAT
Product: phosphoribosyl pyrophosphate amidotransferase
Exons: 9
Coding region: 1-1335 (444 amino acids)
Biological process (GO): purine nucleobase biosynthetic process; purine nucleotide biosynthetic process
Molecular function (GO): amidophosphoribosyltransferase activity
Source: RefSeq, a predicted model, not a curated record
AUGGGUCUUAUAAAUCACGUCUUCAAUGCAGACAGCCUGAAGAAGCUGUACGUUUCAAACCUUGGUAUUGGGCACACGAGGUACUCCACCUCGGGAAUUUCUGAGCUGCAGAACUGCCAGCCUUUUGUUGUAGAGACUCUUCAUGGGAAGAUCGCUGUGGCACACAACGGGGAGCUAACAAACGCUGUACGACUCAGGAGGAAGCUUAUGCGGCAUGGUGUAGGACUGUCGACCAGUUCUGACAGUGAGCUGAUCACCCAGCUGCUGGCCUUCACACCUCCUCUAGAAAAUGACGAUACAGCUGACUGGGUAGCAAGAAUAAAAAAUUUAAUGAAUGAAACUCCAACUUCAUAUUCAUUGCUAAUUAUGCAUAAAGACAUAAUCUAUGCAGUACGUGAUCCGUAUGGGAAUCGCCCACUCUGCAUUGGUCGCCUUAUUCCAGUAGGGGACAUGAAUGGAAAAGGAAAAGAUAACAGUGAAACAGAAGGAUGGGUAGUCUCUUCUGAAUCCUGUAGCUUUUUGUCUAUCGGUGCAGAGUACUAUCGUGAGGUCCUUCCUGGAGAGAUUGUGAAAAUAUCCAGAUAUGAUGUCCAGACACUGGAUGUUGUACCAAGACCUGAAGGAGAUCCGUCAGCAUUCUGCAUCUUUGAAUAUGUUUAUUUUGCAAGACCAGACAGUAUUUUUGAAGGUCAGAUGGUGUAUUCAGUCAGGAGAAGAUGCGGGCAGCAGCUUGCUAUUGAAGCACCCGUGGAAGCAGACCUGGUCAGCACUGUUCCAGAGUCUGCAACCCCAGCAGCUCUUGGUUAUGCUCAAAAGUGUGGGCUGCCAUAUGUUGAAGUACUCUGUAAAAACCGGUAUGUAGGAAGAACGUUUAUCCAGCCAAAUAUGAGGUUACGGCAACUUGGUGUUGCAAAGAAGUUUGGCGUUCUGUCUGAUAAUUUUAAAGGCAAGCGAGUUGUUAUCAUUGAUGAUUCAAUUGUGAGGGGCAAUACCAUUUCACCCAUAAUAAAACUACUGAGAGAAUCAGGAGCCAAAGAGGUGCACAUCCGUGUGGCUUCACCUCCCAUAAGAUUUCCUUGUUACAUGGGAAUAAACAUUCCAACUAAAGAAGAACUCAUUGCCAACAGACCUGAAUUUCAUGAUCUUGCAAACUAUAUAGGAGCAGACAGUGUUGUCUAUCUUUCUGUGGAAGGGCUGGUAUCGUCCGUGCAAGAAAGCAUCAAAGCAAGACAAGAGAAUGAGAACAGCCUUAAAACCCAGAAAUCACGCGUUGGAAAGAUUGGUCAUUGCACAGCGUGUCUCACUGGAGAGUAUCCUGUAGAGCUAGAAUGGUGA